UAUAGAUGGUUUAGAAAGGAGAAAUGUGUGAAUAUAUCAUCAAUCAAAAAGGGGGUUUCUUCAUUCACCUGCGUUCGUUCGUUAGGGUUUCAUCAUCGCAACAAGAUGAUGAAGAGCCAGCAGCAGCAGAGGAGUAACAACAACAAGGCAUCUUCUACAACAUCUAAGAGGAAGAGGAAGAUGAAGAGCUCUCAGGGUACCACCUUGUUGUUGAAGGAGGAGGUGUUGAAGCUUAGUUGUGAAGAGUUCAAGAUGAUGCCGCAGCUUUGCUCUAUCGAUGAUGCUUUUCAUCUUUCACAUAGUGAGUUUAGCGAAAUUUUUUACUUGUUUGUAUCAGGGAGGCUUGCUGCUACUGAGGAAUACAUGAAGUGGAAUUUGUAUGCCAAAGCAUUUUAUCUUAAAUUGCAUUCCUCCUGUGGGAACAUACCACCUUUCAGAUACGAAUCAUUGCAGGUGGCAGAUGGGUGGAUCUCAUCAGACGAGGAAGAACCCCCCCUCUCCCCAGAUGGGAUCUCGUCAGUUGAUGAGCUAACGCGAGUGAUUGGUUUCGCCAGGCCCCGCCUUUUGGGGCCAUUCAAAUUCGGUGAAUAUACUGAACGCACCCAACCUCGCUGUAUUCCUUAUCAUCUCUAUUUGCUGCUCAAGCAAGCAGUUGCUAUCAUCAAGUCGUCGCCCACCAAAACCACAAAAUUGAAAAUGGUUGAGAAAAAAAUUCGGUUUUUUUGCAACUACUUCCACUCUCAUCUGCCACCUGGCUGGAAAUACAAACGGGACCGAGCCAGCAAAGAAGUUGAAAGCUAUGACCCCACACGUAAGCCUAGAUACGAUAUGUCUGGUUACACCCCUAUCUCCUCUUUUACAGGCGCGCAUGUGGAGUUUGAGUAUGAUGAGCAGACCCGUCUCUCGCGACAAAGCAUGAUUGCUACUAUGUGGAUUAUUCACUCACGUCAGACGCCUAUCCUUUGGGAACUGUCCCCGGAGCAGUUGUCAUUCUAUUGUAAAAUAUGUUCCUGCUUUGGUAUUGAUUACCAUCGUUUAGAGGCCGCUUCUGAGGAUGAUGUGCGUUUGAUGUUUGUGGGAGUUUCUAAGUAGGGGUAAAACGAAAAACUUAUGUAAGAUGAAAAGUAUGGGGGACCAAAGUUGAAAACAAAAAAGUGUUGGGGGUUGAAUUAUAAAAGAUGAAAAGCUUUUUGGUAAAA
Molecule: messenger RNA, 1199 nt
Organism: Helianthus annuus (common sunflower)
Lineage: Eukaryota; Viridiplantae; Streptophyta; Magnoliopsida; Asterales; Asteraceae
Exons: 7
Coding region: 106-1092 (328 amino acids)
Source: RefSeq, a predicted model, not a curated record